AUGUCCGAUUCAAAAACCGCCCUUCUCUCCCAAUCCGAACCCAUCGACCCCCCACCAGCCUACGACGCAACAAGCAACAACAACCCACCAGCAACUCGUACACCGCUACCCCGUCCGCCGCCGCUCUCCCUCCCGGUGCUCAAUGAGCUCCGCGGCAAGCGAGUCAUCCUCGCCUCGCAGUCCCCGCGCCGCAGACAAAUUAUGUCUCACCUCGGCCUGCCCAAUCUAGAAGUCAUCCCUUCCAAUGCGGACGAGGACUUCCCCAAGACAAUGGAGCCGUUCGAGUACGUGCUCGCCACGGCCACGAAGAAGGCGCAAGCGGUCUAUGAACAAGAGAUCGUGAACGAGGAGAAGGGCGAGCCGGCGCUGAUUCUCGCGGCGGACACCAUCGUCGUGGAUUCGGCUAGCGGGACGAUUCUUGAGAAGCCCCGCUCCGAGGCGCAGCAUAUCGCCAUGCUGAAGUCGCUACGGGAUAAUCGUGACCAUAAGGUGUUUACGGCGAUGGCGGCUAUGGCGCCGUUGGUUAGUGCGCGGCAGCCGGGGUAUGCGCUUGAGACGGCGCUGGAGGAGACGAGGGUGCGGUUUGAUGGGGAGGUUACGGAUGAGUUGAUCUUGGCUUAUGUGCGGACUAGGGAGGGGGCGGAUAAGGCUGGUGGGUAUGGGUUGCAGGGGUUGGGGUCGAUUUUGGUAGAGAGUAUCGAGGGGAGCUGGGAUAAUGUAGUGGGUUUGCCGUUGAAGUCGGCUUUGAAGUUGAUUGAGAAGGUGGUUGAGAAGGCUGAUGAUGAUGAUCGGUUGUCGGAUGGUCUUGAGGAAGCGGAAGAGGAGAGUGAUUAG
Aspergillus nomiae NRRL 13137 is the source of this 834-nucleotide messenger RNA. RefSeq names its product nucleotide diphosphatase. NCBI's taxonomy places the organism in Eukaryota, Fungi, Ascomycota, Eurotiomycetes, Eurotiales, Aspergillaceae. Gene Ontology annotation, molecular function: nucleoside triphosphate diphosphatase activity. The transcript has a single exon. Bases 1 to 834 code for a protein of 277 amino acids. The record is from RefSeq and is a predicted model, not a curated record.